Medicago truncatula (barrel medic) is the source of this 683-nucleotide messenger RNA. RefSeq names its product MLP-like protein 28. The coding region runs from base 33 to 503 and encodes 156 amino acids. Gene Ontology annotation, biological process: defense response. The record is from RefSeq and is a predicted model, not a curated record. The transcript has 2 exons. Lineage: Eukaryota; Viridiplantae; Streptophyta; Magnoliopsida; Fabales; Fabaceae.
UUUUUCUUUUUUUUCUUUCUUUUCAUUCAGAAAUGGUGCUCGCCGGUAAACUUAGUACUGAACUUGGGAUCAAAACACCCGUCGACAAGUUCUUCAAACUAUUUGCAUCAGAACUUCACGAAGUGCAAAACAUUAGUGAAAGAGUUCAUGGUGCCAAACUUCAUGAAGGUGAAGAUUGGCAUCACAAUGAUUCGGUUAAACACUGGACUUAUGUCAUAGAUGGUAAGGUACACACAUGUCAUGAGAGUAUCGAAGUUGAUGAACAGAACAAAAAAAUCACUUUCAAGCUCUUCGGUGGAGACAUUGAUGAGCACUAUAAGGUCUUUAAUUUGAUCAUUCAAGUAAUUGAUAAUGGUGAUGGCACUGGAGCUGCAAAAUGGACUGUUGAAUAUCAGAAGAUCAAUGAGGAUAUUGACCCACCAAAUGGCUGGAUGGACUUACUAGGCAAAGUCACUCGAGAAGUUGAUGCUCAUCUUGUCAAAGGCACAAAUAUAGCUCUAUAAGUCAUAAAGAAAGUAACAAAUAUGUUGUAAUGGCUUAAGUAUUUAUCUUUAUAAUUAUUGUGAUGUGAUGUAUUGGUAAUACCAUAUGGACUUAUGUUGAUCUUAGUUUGAAUGUGUUGGUUUAAGAGUGUGACUUAAAUUAUGUGAUACAAAUCAAUAAAUGGAUAUUUGUGUUUCUUA